UCCAAGAGGCCGCGCGUCCUUUUCACUACGUCCGUUCGAUUGCUCUGUAGAGACAGGGAGAGAGGGAGAGUCACGGACGCCUCAGUCAUCACCGGUAGAGGUAACCGAGCCGACGCAGCAGCAGCAGGAGCAGUGCAGCAUCAAACAUUAAAACGCCACCCACCUCGUUUGUACAUAUAUAUAUACAUAGAGAUAGACAGACAGGCAGACAGCUACCUCUCUAUCUCCCUCACUCUCUGCGAGGUGAUGAGCACGAAGGGAAUGAAGACGACAAAGAUGGCCGACUUUUUCUGCCGAUCGCCGUCGGCGACGGCGGUUUGCCUGGCCACGGAUCGCCGGUCUGUCAUAAACCCGAGCCGGCUGAUCGACCACGCCAAGCUACUGGACGUCAAGUACUCGAGGCUCAUGGAUCCCAGGCCUGUGGACGUGCAGGGCCGGCAGCUGGCGAUCAAACCAACGCUGCCACCACCGCCAGUGCCCCAACUCAGGAGAUCCAAAUCAGAGAGGAGCCAUCGCCAACGCCAGCUUGCCUACCCACCACCGGCCAAGAGAUCAGAAGUACCUGCCCUCCGCCCCACGUCCGACGCCAGGUUUCAUGUGGUCGUGAUGCGAGUCUCUCUUCAUUGCCAAGGCUGUGCAGGGAAAGUGAAGAAGCACAUCUCUAAGAUGGAAGGGGUGACGUCCUUUAGCAUAGACCUGGAGACGAAGAGGGUAACGGUCAUGGGACACGUCUCGCCGCUGGGCGUCCUGGAGAGCAUUUCAAAGGUGAAGAAGGCAGAGUUCUGGCAUUCUGAGGACUCAACAGUUGCACCAUAAAUGGGGAUAUGGCCAAGCAUCUGCAGAUGGUAUAUUAUUGCCAUUUAAUUGACUCUGGAUUUUGACGUUUGCCUCCCUCUGUUUACUUGCUUUAGUCUCUCUCUGUUGUUCCUUUUUCCUGUUCUUUUCGUUUCUUGAAAGAUGAGAAGGUGGUGGAGUCUGUGCAUAAUGGGAUUUGUAAUUGUUGAUGGUAGUUGCUAAUUUUAAUAACAGCAGACAUUGCAUACCAGCGAAAGAAAAACUGCAGUUUCAUGGCA
Nymphaea colorata (pocket water lily) is the source of this 1073-nucleotide messenger RNA. RefSeq names its product protein SODIUM POTASSIUM ROOT DEFECTIVE 1-like. The transcript has 3 exons. Gene Ontology annotation, molecular function: metal ion binding. The record is from RefSeq and is a predicted model, not a curated record. Bases 247 to 816 code for a protein of 189 amino acids. NCBI's taxonomy places the organism in Eukaryota, Viridiplantae, Streptophyta, Magnoliopsida, Nymphaeales, Nymphaeaceae.